Molecule: messenger RNA, 4347 nt
Organism: Ceraceosorus guamensis
Lineage: Eukaryota; Fungi; Basidiomycota; Exobasidiomycetes; Ceraceosorales; Ceraceosoraceae
Product: putative NRPS-like enzyme
Exons: 2
Coding region: 265-4347 (1360 amino acids)
Molecular function (GO): phosphopantetheine binding
Source: RefSeq, a predicted model, not a curated record
GACGGGUACGCGCGCGCGCACCUCGCUUCCCUGCAUGCAUACAAGAGUCGUGAGUCGCGAGUGCUGAUAAAGAUUUCGCUCAUCCGCUUCCCCAUUCCGUCUUACCUCUCCCGCCCGCACAACAGCCAGGAGGGUAGGGGCACUUCUUCUCCUUCAUCAUUCCUUCCUUGCGCGUCUAGACUUGCGCCUUCACGCAGCGUCCCCCUUGCGCGCACUCGCAGCGACGGCGGUUCCUUGCCAUUCCAUCGCGUACCACUGCGCACCAUGACGGUUCUAGACCUGCAAUCGGAUCUGUGCACGCUCUUUGAGGAGCAAGCAAGGUCCACACCUUCCCUGCUAGCACUCGAAGAUGCCACAUCAACAUGGACCUACGCAUCGCUGGAAGAAGCCACGGGAGUGUUUGGACACACGCUGCAAACGCAGUACAAGGUGGCAAGGGAUGAGCUGGUAGGCAUCUUGAUGGAUCGUGGAGCGCACAACGUCAUCGGUUCGUUGGCUGCUCUGCGAGCGGGAGGCGCCUUUCUCAGUCUCGAAUUGGCUUAUCCCGACGCGCUUCUGGGGGAUGUGGUGGAGGAUGCCAGACCGCGGGUGAUCCUCACCCAAGCCGCUCACAAGCACAGACUCACAAAGCUCGGCAUCAAUGUCCCCGUCAUUGCUAUCGACCAACUUUCCCCCGACGCAUUCAAGGGCUCAGCUAGACCAGCCAAAUCUCCCAAGGUGGGCCAAGAGGACGAUCUGGACAGAUUGGCAUUCGUUUCCUACUCUUCCGGCACGACUGGCAAACCCAAAGGCAUUGCCAAUCCUCAUCGAGCAGCAGUCGGCUCCUAUGAUUUGCGGUUUGGCCUCUGCAACCUGCAAAAAGGCGAUCGCGUGGCAGCCAACGUCUUUUUCAUCUGGGAAAUGCUCAGACCGCUGUUCAGAGGGGCUACAUGCGUGGCCGUUCCCGAUGCUGCCUCUUACGACCCCGAGCUUCUGGUCGAUUUCCUCACCGCGCGCAGCAUCACCGACACGCUCUUCACGCCCACUCUGCUUGCUACCGUCUUGGCUCGCUAUCCCGAUCUAGGAGAAAAGUUGCCGACAUUGACGAGCAUCUGGCUCAAUGGAGAAGUGGUGCCUUGGGACUUGUGUCGCAGAACACUGGCCACCCUUCCGAAUGCCCGGCUGCUCAACGUCUACAGCGCUUGCGAGACGCAUGAAGUGGGCGCUGGAGAUGUCGGGGAGAUGAUGAAGCAGAUGCAAAUCGCUUUCGAAGUGCAAGAGAAUGCUGCCGAUGGGUCUGGCAAUAACGGAGUGUGCCCAGUCGGACCUUUGCUGGAUCCCGACAACGCAUACAUCCUUGAUCCGGAUGGCAAACCUGUCGAGCAAGGCGGCAUCGGCGAACUCUGCGUGGGCGGUCCUCUGCUCGCUACCAGAUACCUCAACCUGCCAGACAUGACCAUCAAGGCGUUCGUCCAGAAUCCCUUUGCCAAACCCAACUCGCCAUUCCAACGAAUGUACAGGACGGGAGAUGCGGCUAGACUGGUGCAGCCAGAGAACGGAGCAGGCGCGCCGCUGCUGGAAGUUACGGGAAGAAUCGGGGGAAUGAUCAAGACGAGAGGCUACACGGUGCAGCCUGGAUUGGUAGAGGCUGCCAUUGUGGCCCACAUGCAGGUGAGAGCCUGCGCUGUUGUGGGGCAUGGCGAAGGUCUAGAAAAGAGAUUGGUGGCGUACGUCGUCAAGGAUGAUUCCUCCAAGCACGAAGCAUCUCAGGAUGGACUCAAGCGCACUGCUCUCAACAUCCACGCUGCCGGCUACAGUCCAGAGGCUAGAAGAGCUCUAGCGGGUCAUUUGGCCCACUAUAUGAUCCCUUCCGUCUGGAUUGAGAUGGACGUGCUACCCACCCAUGCAGUCUCUGGCAAGAUUGACCUGCGCGCUUUGCCAAAGCCGCCCCCUACCAGACCUGCUACGCCCACCACGCCUACCAGGCCCGGCACUGGAGAAGGCAGCAAACUUCCGAGCGGAGCGCAGACGCCGUCCGUCAAGGUCACCUCGGAAGCCAUUGCCGAGGCUUGGUCCGCAUCUCUGGGUCUUCCGCUGGACGCCUGCAACGGCCCUGGACACACCUUUUUCGACUUGGGAGGUCAUUCCUUGAGCUUGGCCGACCUAGCUGGCAGAUUGACAAGACUAUUUGGUUUUUCAGUUCCUGUCGCUCCGCUCGCCGCCAAUCCUUCGAUCGAAGGUCACAUGCAGACCGUGGUAGCUGCGAGGGAUGGACACUUGUCCGCCCUCAAUGCGGAUCUGCCAGCGAUGCUUCGGGCAGACUCGGCGCUGGAUGACGAGGUUCGCCCAACAGGCCCGCAAUUCGCCUCUCUACGCCAGAUCAAGAGCGAUCGGGUCAGAAAUCAUGCAGAACCGCAAAGCAUCUUGCUGACUGGAGCUACUGGCUUUUUGGGAGCUUUCCUCAUUCGCUCCCUCAUCGAACAGAGGCCCAACGCCAAGCUUCUGUGUCUGGUCCGGUUCCCCACGCCGGAAAAUGGCAUGCAAUCGGCCGGAUUGGCGCGUAUCAGGAGCAACCUGAUCGAUCUGGGUCUUUGGCACGACAGCCUUUUGGACCAGAUCGAGGUGCUGCCAGGAAACAUCUCCAAACCCCUCUUUGGAAUGGAUCAGGUCAGCUUCGACAAAUUGGCGGAAAGGACGGACGCAAUCGUACAUGCGGCUGCUACGGUCAAUCUGGUCUACCCCUACGCGGCUCUGCGCGAGCCAAACGUGCAAGGCACGCAAGAGAUUCUCAGGCUCGCUUCCCUCGGCGGCGCCAGCGUCAUUCACAUUUCCUCCAACGGAGCUCUGCCGCCCUCUUCGGACGGUCAAAAGUGGCGAGAAGAUGCGACGCUGGCUUUGGAAAAGGUGCACAGCGAAAUUCCGGACGGAUAUGGUCAGACCAAGUGGGUAGCUGAACAGUUGGCACAUCAGGCACGAGCGAGGGGCUUGCCAGUCACCAUCGUUCGACCUGGAACGCUCUCGGGCUGCUCCAAGAGUGGAGCUUCCAACCAGUGGGAUAUGCUGAAUGCUAUCAUCGUCGAGGCUCUGCGCAUGAAGGUUGCUCCUAUCAUCGAAGGGUGGAGGACGGAAAUGACGCCAGUGGAUUACGUUGCGGAUGCCAUCGCUGCGAUAGAUGUGGAGUUUGAGAAUGUCGAAAGCUCGGACGCCUUGGCUCCCGUCCUGCACCUGUGCAACAGCGAUCCACCGCUCGCUGCCAGCGUUUUCGAUAUGCUCCAACGCCUGGGCUACUCGACGGAAAAGAGACUAGAGUGGGAAAUGUGGGUCUCGAAAUGGAGAGCUGGAGCGACGCUGUUGGCUGCUAGAUCCAACAACAGCACCAACAAGUUGCCCUUUUGCACCGAGAUCCUUCGAGGAAGUCUACCAACAGUGGACACGCUGCGAUUGGUGCCCAUCUUGGACGAUUCAAAAUCUCGAGGCAUCUUUGAAAAGGCUUUGGGGUACGAGAAACCCAAGAUAGACGAGGCGCUUUGGCAGACUUAUACGAGACACUUUUACGCUAGGGGUUGGUUGCCCCACUCGCCUACGCGCUCCGGAAUCAGCACCCCGUCCACUGGCUACCAGCACGUCGGAAGAUUGGCUGGCAAAGUGGCGGUGGUGACUGGCGCCUCGUCGGGCAUCGGCGCUGCUGUAGCGCUCGCGCUCGCUAACGAAGGCGCUUCGGUCAGCCUAGCUGCUCGACGCACCUCGGCUUUGCAAGGUGUCAAAGCUCGCGUGGAGAGCGUGGGUGGUAAAGCUGUGAUCUGUCAGACGGACGUGACCUCCAACGAACAGGUCAAGUCGCUGUUCGAGGAGACGAAGGAGCGAUUGGGAGAGGUGGAUAUUGUGGUCAGCUGUGCUGGAGUCAUGUACUUCACCAUGAUGCACAAUGUCCAGACGCAGCAGUGGGAUCAGACGGUGGAUGUGAAUUGCAAAGGAUUGCUGCACGUCCUCGGCAACAUUGUCCCAUCCAUGCUUUCGCGCAAAGCGGGUCACAUUGUGGCCAUCUCUAGCGAUGCUGGACGCAAAGUCUUUCCCGGCUUGGGCGUCUACUCUGCAAGCAAAUUCUUCGUGGAAGCGACGCUGCAGAGCUUGAGGUUGGAAACGGUGGGAAGCGGGUUGAAAGUUACUAGCGUUCAGCCUGGCAAUGUGGCCACGGACCUGCUCGGUAUGAGCAGCGAUAAAGAGGCUUUGGAAAAGUAUGGAACGCCGACUGGCGCAAAGGUGCUGGAUCCAAAGGACGUUGCGAAUAGCAUCGUGCACGCCCUCUGUCAACCUGAACACGUGUCUGUCAACGAAAUCCUCGUGGAACCUAGAGACGAGCCCAUCUAA